Molecule: messenger RNA, 1247 nt
Organism: Pteropus alecto (black flying fox)
Lineage: Eukaryota; Metazoa; Chordata; Mammalia; Chiroptera; Pteropodidae
Gene: PMM1
Product: phosphomannomutase 1
Exons: 8
Coding region: 80-889 (269 amino acids)
Biological process (GO): protein N-linked glycosylation; GDP-mannose biosynthetic process; mannose metabolic process
Cellular component (GO): cytosol
Molecular function (GO): phosphomannomutase activity
Source: RefSeq, a predicted model, not a curated record
CCCGCCCCAUCCAGCCUCUUCCCUGCGCGGCUCCGGCGGCCGCAUCCCGGGACUCUGGCGGGCACGCCGAGCUGCAGCCAUGGCUGUGACCGCUGAGGGCGCCCGCAGGAAGGAGCGCGUCCUCUGCCUGUUUGACGUGGACGGGACCCUGACGCCAGCUCGGCAGAAAAUUGACCCUGAGGUGGCUGCUUUCCUGCAGAAGCUGCGAAGUAGGGUGCAGAUCGGUGUGGUGGGCGGCUCGGACUACUCUAAGAUUGCUGAGCAGCUGGGAGAGGGGGAUGAAGUCAUUGAGAAGUUUGAUUAUGUGUUUGCUGAGAACGGGACAGUGCAGUAUAAGCAUGGACGGCUGCUCUCCAAGCAGAGCCCUGUGACCCUUGCCCAGACCAUCCAGAGCCACCUCGGGGAGGAGCUGCUGCAGGACUUGAUCAACUUCUGCCUCCGCUACAUGGCCCUGCUGCGGCUGCCCAAGAAGCGUGGGACCUUCAUCGAGUUCCGGAAUGGCAUGCUGAACAUCUCGCCCAUCGGCCGGAGCUGCACCCUGGAGGAGAGGAUCGAGUUUUCCGAACUGGACAAGAAGGAGAAGAUCCGGGAGAAGUUCGUGGAAGCCCUGAAAACUGAGUUUGCUGGGAAAGGGCUGAGGUUCUCCCGAGGAGGCAUGAUCAGCUUUGACGUCUUCCCCGAGGGCUGGGACAAGCGCUGCUGCCUGGACAGCCUGGACCAGGACAGCUUCGACACCAUCCACUUCUUUGGGAACGAGACCAGCCCCGGUGGCAAUGACUUUGAGAUAUAUGCUGACCCCCGGACUGUGGGCCACAGCGUGGUCUCCCCUCAGGACACGGUACAGCGAUGCCGCGAGAUCUUUUUCCCAGAGACAGCCCAUGAGGCAUGACCGGGACGUCCAGAGACCUCCGCCCAGUCCUGAAGAGAGCCCCCGGCCCAGGAUACCUGCCUCACACGGCCUGCUGCAAGGCCCACCAUGACGAGGCAGGGUCUACGUGGACGACUGUCCCCAGCAGUCAGCUCCCGGUGGGACUGGCUCCGUCCUCCACCCCGAUGGCACUGGCCACAGCUGCUGCUUGUACUUGUGAACAGAACGGGUUUCUGUCUACACUGGGAGGAGGUGUGUGAAUGUUGGUACGAGACAGAGCCCGCCCUGCCUGCCUGUCGCAGACGGGCGCAGAGCAGCGGGGAAGGUACGGUGUUUGCUAGAACUUUAUCACAUACAUUAAAGUUACUGGAACAAGGUA